Molecule: messenger RNA, 1925 nt
Organism: Daktulosphaira vitifoliae (grape phylloxera)
Lineage: Eukaryota; Metazoa; Arthropoda; Insecta; Hemiptera; Phylloxeridae
Exons: 2
Coding region: 339-1403 (354 amino acids)
Biological process (GO): protein desumoylation
Cellular component (GO): nucleus
Molecular function (GO): deSUMOylase activity
Source: RefSeq, a predicted model, not a curated record
AUAUACCCAAAUAAUGUCCUUAUCUCUUUAAAUGAGUUAUACCUGAAGGAUAGACUGACAAUUGUGUUCCUUAUUUACUACUGAGAGAUUAUACACGAUAAACACUAUCGUGAAAUGAAAAUUAUAAACUGUUAUAUAAUUAUAUUUACUUUUGUGUGAAUUUGCUUGGAUACCAAAUUAGUGCACUUAACGUAAAUAAUUUUGAACGAAUCACGGCGUUUUUUGUGUUUUGAAGAGCAAUUGAAAAUUUUAAAAUCCUCGUAAAAAACGUACCAAUUAUCUGUAUACAGACCUUACCGUCGUAUAUUGAAUCAUUUUCGGCAGACAAAAAUCACGAUAUGUUUACCAACACCGUAUUGGCCACCGAUCGGUCAGAAACAUUCAAUGCUAAAGUGCCUUACGGUGCAAAAUUACUAACCAUGAGUUCAAACGGAUCUUACGCGGACAUGAUUGCUACCAAACCGGAAUAUAUCGCCAACACUGAUACGAUUAUGAAAUCAAAGAUGGCAAAGAUGGCUACCGGACUGAUAAAAAACAACCGAAACAGUACUACCGAUUGUGACUUUACGCUUACAAAAGUCAAACGGCUUUCACAGGACACCCCAUAUUUUUGUAUGUCCAAAAAACCAAAGCUUACUACGACUACCGACAACUAUGCGACAAAAAAAUUAUGUAAACGCCUGACGAAGACAUCGAUACCAUCGAUUUCCCUCGUCAAGAAAACACCACCUCGAGUAGACAAUCCGAGUACAAUGAUUGAAACAAUCGACAUAGAUUCGGCCGAGAGCAAAAACGAUAGUUCCUCCUUAGACGACGUGCCGCGAGAUUUGAACGAGAAAAACAAGAAACCGCCUUCAUACGAUUCAUUUCUCACUCGCACGACGUGGUACAGCGGCGACACGAUCAACGCGUAUUUAAGUCUAAUUGCAUCGCGUUCGCCAGGCAAAGUGCACUACCUGAUCACCGAUUUUAUGGAGGUGCUUUCUCGACGGGGAUACGCUGGCGUGAAAAGAUGGAUCAAAAUCGAUAUACACUCGUUAAGACUCUUGUUGGUGCCGAUGCACGUGAACGGCAACCAUUGGACCAUGUCUGUGGUCGAUGUACCCAAAAAGACCAUAACGUUUUUUGACAGCCACAACUCCUACAAUGGUCCCUACCCAUCGUUAUUGAGACGAUUUCUUAUUGACUGGGUGAUCGAAAACUACGGAUAUUCUUCCCAGUGGAUUUUAUGCUACGGAAAAGCGGUGCAACAACGCAACGGUUAUAAUUGCGGACCGUUCUCUUUGGAGCUAGCCGAGAGGAUGUCCAGAAACGACGACACGCCGAUCAACCCCUUCACAAUGCCUUUUAUCCGGUUAAGGCAUAAAUAUGAACUAGAAGCCGGCACGUUGUUCCAAUUUUGACGUAUAUUUGUGAUCAUCAAGAUUCAAUUUUACCGAUCACGGCCUUAUUUGACCUCCGUUAAACGACCUACUCGUCAAAACUCAUUAAAACAUGUAAUCUUAUAACUCUAUUUUUCUGCCCCAGUCGUUAUACUUAUAAUUAGAACUAUCGUUUUUAAUUGGAUUACAUGCUGGGGAGGCCUUUUUUUCAAAUUGAAAACGUGUUUUUUACUAUAUUCAAUGUGCAACGUUGAGUUUUUAAUAUUGUAUUAACAUCGGUUCGAUUUCGUAAGAAAUGUUUUACAUUUUGUAACUUUUUUAUACAAUUUUUGUACUAUAAUUUUAUGAUAGUAAUUCUUUUGUAUUUACAAACAAUUUUAUUUAUUUUUUUUGUUAUUUUAUAUUUAUAUUAGGGUUGACAUUUUAUUUGUUUUCUUAUGUAGAAUUUUUCUUUUUAAUUUAAACUAAUAUCGAUUGUAUAUUUAAAAUGUGAUUUAUUAUUAUCAAUUUUUGUGUAUAAUUAUUUAAAUAAAACUAUUAUAA